This is a messenger RNA of Entamoeba dispar SAW760, 2259 nucleotides long. RefSeq lists its product as uncharacterized. The transcript has a single exon. The record is from RefSeq and is a predicted model, not a curated record. The coding region runs from base 1 to 2259 and encodes 752 amino acids. NCBI's taxonomy places the organism in Eukaryota, Evosea, Mastigamoebida, Endamoebidae.
AUGGUCAUUCAUACACUUGAUCGAUAUCACUUAAUGAUUGUUUGUAAAUAUUUAACAACAGUAGAAGAUUAUUUGAACAUUAUUAUUAUAAAUUCAAAAUACAAAGAAAUACCAGCAAUGUUUCAUUAUAAUCCUAUUUCAAUAAAUAAACAAAGUAAAAAGUUAUUUAUUAAUAUUGAAAGUCAAUUCAUUUAUAGUAGAUAUGAUGAUUUAAUUAAUGGAAUGAAUAAUUACAUUGUUUGGUAUGGAUGUGGAUUAAAAACAGUUAAAUAUUAUAAAAUUUAUUAUUCUUUACGACCGAUAUUUAAAAGACUUUAUUUGAAUUAUACUCAAAUGAAAGAUUUUCAUAAAGAACAAGGAGAUAUUAUUUAUUAUAGUUUUUCUGAACAUAUUAAAUCAAUUAAUGUUAUUGAUGUGUCUAAUUUUUAUGGACUUUCAAGAGAAUGUUUUAAAUUUAAUAAUAUUACAAGUGUUAUUCUUGGACAUCAUAUUAGAGAAAUACCACCAUUUUGUUUUGAUAGAUGUGGAUUAAAACAACUUGAUCUUUCUUAUAUAACUAAAAUUGAAGGUACACAAUUUUAUGAUGAUAAUCUUACUGCUUUAACUCUUUCAAAAUACUUAGAAAAAAUGGAUUUAAAUGCUUUUAAUGGUUGUACUAAUUUAAAAAAGAUAACUAUUUCAGAAGGAUCAAAAGAAAUUAAUGUUGAUGUAUCAUAUGAUUUCUAUACCAUUCUUCAGUUGAAUGGAAUUAGUUGUAAUUGUAACAUAGUUAAUAAUGACUUUACUUUAUUUAAUCCUUUAAAACAUAAAGAAGAAAAUACAAUUAUUGAUAAUUUUGGUUAUUCAGGAACAAAAAGUCUUUUAAAUUUAUCAAAACAAACAUUAAUUGUGAAUGGUUUAAUGAGUAUUCCUUUUUUAAGUAUAGCACAUAGAAUUAAAUCACUUAAAGAAAUUGUUUUAUCUUCAGAUGUUGAAAUCAUACAACCAUCUGCAUUUUACUUUCUCAGUAAUUUAGAAAAGAUUAAUUUAAAUUCAGUUAGAAAGAUUGGAUCACAUGCAUUUGAAUUAUGUCAACACUUGAAAGAGAUUGAUCUUUCAAAUAUCAGAAGUCUUGGAAUGAGUUGUUUUAGUAAAUGUAAAGAACUUAUGACAGUGAAAUAUUCAUCAUAUUUAACUACAAUUCCAGAAUAUAGUUUUAUUUCAUGUUCUAGUCUUAAAGAGAUAAAAGGAUUAAAUUUUGUAAAAAAGUAUGAACAAUCAUGUUUUAGACAUUGCAAUAAGUUAACAAUUAAUGAAUUAUUCUCAAAUCUAAAAUCCAUUUAUUCUUAUUGUGGAAGUAAAAUUAAUGUCUCAUCAUUGAAAUCAUCAACUAUUCAUUUUGGUCCUAAAUCGUUCAUUUCAAACACUUCAUUAUUAUCAAUACAUAUUUCACAACUUUUCCCUAGAUCAAAUAUUUUACCAUACAAAUGUUUCUCUUUAUGCUCAAAUCUAACUUCUGUACAAAUUGAUGAUAUAAAAUGUCUUGAAAUAAGUUGUUUUGCUAAUUGUUAUUCUUUAAUAAAUCUUGUACUACCAACAUCAUUAGUCUUAAUAAAAAGAUUAUGUUUUUCAAAUUGUACUUCAUUAAAGAGCAUUGAAUUUCCAUCAAGUUUAAAACAUAUCCAAAGUUUAGCUUUUUUAAAAUGUUAUUCAUUGUCAAGAAUUGUAUUUGGAUCAUCUAAAACUAAAUGUCAUCAAGAUGCAUUUUUAAAUUGUCCAUUAAAAGUAAUAACAUUUAAAAAAGGAAAUCAUUUCCAUGGAACACUUUCUUAUCAACAAUAUCUUGAUUUACAAGAAUAUCGAGUUAAAUCAGAACAUAUCAUUUACACAAGACAUGAUAGAAGGAAAUAUGGAAAUACUAUUCCUUCUUGUGUAGACAUUAUUGGAACUAAAGCAUUUGAUGGAUGUUCUUCAGAAGAAAUUGUUAUUCCAUCUACAAUUAAAAAACUUGAAUAUCGUUGUUUUUAUCAUUGCAAGAGGCUAAAAAGAAUUAAAAUACCUUCUCUCUUAUUUGAUUCAUUUAAACAAAUAAAUGAAGAAAUAUUCCAAGACCAUCAUCCAAAUUCAUCUUUUGUAAGUAAAAUUGAAAUUAAACACCAUUCUCAUCACCAAUUACUAUCCCCUCAAUUAAAAUAUUCUACAACUAUUUCAUUUCAAUCAACUGUCAUUUAUAUCAAUAAUUCAAAUGAAAUAACAUCUGUUGAACUUAUUAAAUAUUGA